UUCUCCUCUCCUCUUUUUCCUUUUCUAAUGUCACUCCAACCCUUGCUACAUCGUUCUUGGCCACACCACCUUAAACCUCCAUAAGCAACCUCCCAUCCAUUCUUUACCAGCCAUGACCAUUAAACAGUACCAGCGCGAUUUCAUUGAGUUUGCCAUCAAAAACCAAGUCCUAAGAUUUGGCGAGUUCACCCUCAAGUCUGGCCGUAUCUCCCCAUAUUUCCUCAACGCUGGUCUCUUUAACACUGGCGCUUCCCUUUCCAAGAUCGGAAAAUUUUAUGCCGCGGCUGUGAAUGACUCUGGUAUCGAGUACGACGUCAUCUUUGGUCCUGCUUAUAAGGGGAUCCCUCUUGCUUGUGCCACUGUAGUCGCAUUAGCCGAUAGUCCAUACAACAAGGAUACACCUUAUUGCUUCAAUCGUAAAGAGAAAAAGGAUCAUGGCGAAGGUGGUACCAUUGUAGGAUCCCCAUUGAAGGGAAAGGUUCUGGUCAUUGAUGAUGUCAUCACUGCGGGGACUGCUGUUCGCGAGUCAGUCGAUAUCAUUAAGAGCGCCCAGGCUGAGCUUGCUGGAGUACUUGUGGCUGUGGAUCGUCAAGAGACGGGUAAGGAUGGUACCUUAUCAGCAAUCCAAGAGGUUCAAAGAGACUUUGGAGCUCCUGUCAAGGCCAUUGUUACCAUGUCCCAUAUCAUGGAAUACAUGGAGGAGCAAGGUACCUAUGCGGAUCACUUGGUUCAGAUGCGUGCCUACCGUGAAAAAUAUGGCGUCUAGACAAUAUUUCAGUUAAUGUCAAUCGAACGAUACCUUUUCGCAUGUUACCAGCCCAGCAAUAGUGUUAUUUAUCCACAAUAAAAUACAAUAAACUACAUACAUGUAA
Messenger RNA from Lobosporangium transversale, 872 nucleotides. RefSeq names its product orotate phosphoribosyl transferase. Gene Ontology annotation, cellular component: cytoplasm. The record is from RefSeq and is a predicted model, not a curated record. Bases 113 to 766 code for a protein of 217 amino acids. Gene Ontology annotation, molecular function: orotate phosphoribosyltransferase activity. Gene Ontology annotation, biological process: 'de novo' pyrimidine nucleobase biosynthetic process; pyrimidine ribonucleoside biosynthetic process; pyrimidine nucleotide biosynthetic process. The transcript has a single exon. Lineage: Eukaryota; Fungi; Mortierellomycota; Mortierellomycetes; Mortierellales; Mortierellaceae.